Messenger RNA from Nematostella vectensis (starlet sea anemone), 2751 nucleotides. RefSeq names its product squamous cell carcinoma antigen recognized by T-cells 3. Gene Ontology annotation, molecular function: RNA binding; protein binding. The record is from RefSeq and is a predicted model, not a curated record. The transcript has 26 exons. Gene Ontology annotation, biological process: RNA processing. The coding region runs from base 29 to 2731 and encodes 900 amino acids. Lineage: Eukaryota; Metazoa; Cnidaria; Anthozoa; Actiniaria; Edwardsiidae.
GUCUACCCAGAGACCUUUGCGUUACAAGAUGGCGGACGAGAUGGAGAGAGAGCACGAUGAAACCAACGAGGAAGAAAGCGAUAGUUCAAGCGACGAGGGAAUGGAGCAAGAUAAAGACCCAAGUGCCGAUGCGGAAAUACACCAGCUUGAACUCCAGCUUGAAACAAAUCCAUAUAACUACCAAUCACACAUUCAGCUGAUCAACCUGCUAAGCAGCUCAGGGGACCUGGAAAGACUACGUCAGGCUCGAGAAAAUAUGAGCAAGAGUUUUCCUCUAACUGAAGAACUCUGGCUUUCCUGGAUUGAGGAUGAGCUUCCACUGGCUUGUAUACCUGACCACAGGGAGACCAUCAAGUCACUGUUUGAUCGUGGCGUGCAAGACUACCAAUCUGUCAAGUUGUGGAUUCAGUACUGUCAGUUCAUGAUGGAUAACAUGGAGACAGACCAAGGUCUCGAGAGUGUUAGAGCAACAUUUGAGAAGGCUCUCACUUCAGCAGGACUCCAUGUCACUGAGGGUUCUAGCAUAUGGGACGGAUUCAGAGAGUUUGAAACAACAAUCUUGGAUUCAUUUGAGCAAAUGCUUACAGAUGAAAAUCAAGAAGCAAUGGAAGAAAAAAUUGCUGCACAAAGAGAAAGAGUAGAAUCGAUAUACCGACGACAGCUUGCUGUUCCUCUCCUUGGAAUGCAGAUGACUAUGCGUGAUUUUGAGGAUUGGUUAGAAGAAGAUGAAGAGGUCCCAGUACCAGUUAAGCUGGCUUAUCAAAAGGCAGAGACAAAACUUGAAGAGAUCCUUCCCUAUGAAGAUGAACUGAACUCUAAUAAAUCCAAUAGCCUUGAGGCCUACAAAAACUACCUGAAAUAUGAGGUACAGAAAGGGGAACCAGUUAGGAUUGUCUGUCUCUAUGAAAGGGCAUUGAAGGACAACUGCCUUUAUUCUGACCUAUGGAUGGAGUACACAACGUACUUGGAUUCAAAGCUUAAAAUAUCAUCUGUUGUUUUGCCUGCUCAUGAGCGUGCAGUCAGAAACUGCCCGUGGGUGGCAUCUCUAUGGCAGAACUACAUGCUGGCCCUGGAGCGAAGUAAUCAGCCGUCCUCCAAGAUUAAAGAGAUUUUUGACAAAGCUCUCACUUGUGGUUUCUCGAGUGGUGUUGAGUUCCUUCAACUGUGGCGAUGUUACUGUAAUCACAUGAGGCGAAGGGUGAAAGAGUGGACGGAAGAGAGUCAUGAAGUAAAGGAAUGGAGAGACAGUUUGAAGAGUGCCAUAGAGUACAUGCAACACUAUUUUGGAAAUGAAGGUGACUCAACUAAUUUGCUAGACAGAUGCUGGGCCAGACUUGAGGCAUACAAGCUAAGUAACCUAUCAGAAGCUCAGCGCUUGUGGGAAAUAGUCAUCAGUAGGCAUGGGCGGGAGCUGGAGUACUGGGUGGAAUAUGCAAACCUUGUGAGGACGUGCAAAGAUGUCCAGUCGUGCCGCAAAGUUCUCCAUCGCGCCGUGCAGUCCGUGAGUGAUAACCCUGAGGGAGCCACCCGGGCUCUGCUAAGUUUGGAAGAAGAAGAAGGUUCACUGGAGGAUUGGGACUCGUCAUACGCUCGCUGUGCCACUCGGCUGAAAAUCGUAAAUGAGCGCCGCACAAGAGCAGCAGAAAAAGAGAUGAGUCAGAUGAAAGAGGGGGAGGAAUUGGCAGAGAAGAAAAAGGCUUCAAGGGCCGAGAAAAAAGCUACUAAGAAACAAGAAAAGAAAGCAGGAAAAAAGGAUAAAGCGCAGAUAAUGAAGCGAAAGGCAGGAAUGGAAGGCAGCCAAAAUCAGCAGAUUGAUAAAGUGAGAUCGUCUGAGCCGGCCGCAAAGAAGCCUUGCGUGGAAGGCGAGAGUGUGGAAGACGCCGCACAGGAACAGCCUCCGUCUGAGAGACAGACUGAAGAGGAGGAACUACCCAAGCACCUGGAUAGAUCUUCAGACCCGCGAAAAGUGUUCAUUAGUAAUUUACUGUUCAGUAUCACCGAGGAUCAUCUACGGGACAAGUUCUCAAAGCUCGGCGAGGUGCUAGAUGUUCGGAUUGUGAAGAACAUGGCGGGUCGAUCAAAAGGUUAUGCUUACGUGGAAUUUAACAACGAGUCCACUGUUCAGGCGGCGUUGGCGAUGGACCGAGAGAAGAUGGAGGGACGUCCCAUGUUCAUCUCGCCGUGUGUGGACAAGGCUAAAAACCCCACCACAUUCAAGUUUCCCACGUCCUUAGACAAGCACACCCUCUUCGUCUCCAACCUGCCUUUUGACGCAAAGGAAUCCGAGAUAGAGGAACUGUUUAGCAAGCAUGGCGUCGUGAAACAAGUUCGUUUGGUCACCAACAGGGCAGGCAAACCGAAAGGUUAUGGAUAUGUCGAAUACGAACAAGAGAGCUCCGCAUCUACAGCGGUACUAACAUUGGACAAGACGGAAGUGAAAGGUCGCACCAUAUCCGUCGCGCUGUCUAAUCCCCCCACGAGAAGAGGCCCUCCAAGACAAGAGCAUCCCCCACCACCACCCCCUGGAAGUCGCGGACGCGCGAAAACUCAGCUUCAGCUCAUUCCAAGAUCCCUACAGAAAACAUCGUCCACCCCACAUACGUCAUCAUCUACGUCAUCGCCUGACCCACAAGGCCGUGCGCCAGCUAGCAAGGGGGAAUCACAAGAAAAGAGCGCAGGCUCAAAGGGUUUUAGCAACGAGUACUUCAGAUCUCUCAUGCAAAAGAAAUAGUAAAGAAGGUAGACAUCUGU